AUGACGACAACAAACCAGAAGAUGAUAACAACAAUAAACCAGAAGAUGAUAGCAACAAACCAGAGGAAGACUGGCCUACCGAUGAUGAACAACAGCAACAGCCGUCAACUCCAGAACCUGAUGCCAAACCWCAACCGAAACAAAAACCGAAACAAAAACCUAAACCKMAAUCGCCAUCAGAUGACGACAMCGACGACGACAGUGGCAAACCUGAUGCUGAAGAUCCUGAAGAUCCUGAAGAUCCUGAAGAUAGCGGCGACAAUAAUAAGCCACAGAAACCUAAGAAAUCGYCGCCAAAAAAAAYCCAAAGAAGACGACGACAACAACARCAGCAGUCCUGAAGAACCAAAAGAAGAAGAWCCAGAUAAACAACAACAACAGCCUAAACCUAAACAACAAAAACCCAAACCUAAACCWAAACCAAAGCCMAAUUCAGAUGAAGAUGAAGAACAGCCAGAAGACGAUAGCGAUGACGACAACAAUAGUAAACCCCCACCGAAACAACCAACAAAAAAGUCACCGAAAAAACCUAAACAACAACCAAAACAGCCAUCAGAUAGUGAUGACAACAACAAACCAGACAAUGAUAACAACAACGACAACAAACCAGACGAUGAAGAAGAAGAAGAAAAAGAGCCCAAAGAAGAUGAACCGAAACCACCUAAACAACAGAAACCAAAGGGAAAGCCUAAUAAUAAUAAUAAUAAGCCAAAGCCUGGACAGCCUGAAGAACCUAAACCAGAUGAUGCCGAUGAUGAUGAUGGUGGACGRUGA
Molecule: messenger RNA, 774 nt
Organism: Oppia nitens
Lineage: Eukaryota; Metazoa; Arthropoda; Arachnida; Sarcoptiformes; Oppiidae
Exons: 1
Coding region: 1-774 (257 amino acids)
Source: RefSeq, a predicted model, not a curated record